Sphaeramia orbicularis (orbiculate cardinalfish) is the source of this 3854-nucleotide messenger RNA. It is a transcript of the gene tmem129, whose product is annotated as transmembrane protein 129, E3 ubiquitin protein ligase. Lineage: Eukaryota; Metazoa; Chordata; Actinopteri; Kurtiformes; Apogonidae. The coding region runs from base 109 to 1209 and encodes 366 amino acids. Gene Ontology annotation, biological process: protein ubiquitination. Gene Ontology annotation, cellular component: membrane; endoplasmic reticulum. The transcript is spliced from 7 exons. The record is from RefSeq and is a predicted model, not a curated record. Gene Ontology annotation, molecular function: ubiquitin protein ligase activity.
AGAAGAAGAGGAACAACAGUGACAGUGAAGGAACAAACGAAGAAAGUUUUUGGGGAGUGGACAGUGUACCGUUCAAUGGGCUGUGGUAGGUGACGGUAGUGGUAAACCAUGGACAGCCCGGAGCUGAGUUUCACUUUGGCCUACUUGGUGUUCGCUCUCUGCUUCGUGUUUACGCCAAACGAGUUCCGUUCUGCCGGGUUAACGGUCCAGAACCUGUUCUCGUCGUGGCUGGGCAGUGAGGAUAUGGGCUUCAUCCAGUACCACGUCAGGAGGACCACCAUUACCGUCCUGGUCCACUCCGCCCUCCCCCUCGGUUACUACUUGGGGAUGUGUAUCGCUGCUCCAGAAAAGAACAUGGAAUACUUCAGUCAGGUGAGUGACAGCUGGCGGAUGUUUCUCUUUGGGGCUCUUGGUCUCCAUUUGAUCAGCUGGACUCUUGUAAUUUACUGGUCCCAUGGCCACUGGCACAACCACCCAAUCAGCAAGGCUCUGCAGGCCCAUGUGAGGCCUCCCCAUUCAGGCUGGGGGUCUGUGGCAUCCAGUGUCAACACUGAGUUCAGACGCAUCGAUAAGUUUGCUACUGGGGUGCAUGGAGCCCGGGUCAUAGUCACAGACAGUUGGGUGUUGAAGGUGACCACUUACCACGUCUACAUGGCCUUACAGAGUGAGUGUCAUGUGACGGUAACUGCGUCCAGACAGCAUCAGCUGAGUCCAGACUCGGCCUCACCCACUCAGAUCCUGACACUCAGAGUGGAAAGCAUCAACCCUUCUGUCCGAGCCUUCACUAUCCGGCUCAUGUCUACAGAGUAUGCAGAGUUCAGAGAGAAGCUCCACGCUCCAGUCAGGAAUGCUGCCAAUGUGGUAAUCUACCAGACCAUCAGCGAAUUAUUCCUGGACACAUUCAGAGCUCAGGUGGAGCUCAAUCAGACGUAUACACUACCCAGUGGACAGGAGCUGGAGCCCUGUAUCGGCUGUAUGCAGGUUCCAGCCAACACCAAGCUGGUGAAACUGUGCGACUCAGAGGAUUAUGAUACUGAGCCGGACUGUCAGCGGUGUUUCUGCAGACCCAUGUGGUGUCUGUCUUGUCUGGGCCGAUGGUUUGCCAGCCGCCAAGACCAGCAAAGACCUGAAACCUGGUUGUCUAGCAAAGUCCCCUGCCCCACCUGUAGAGCCAAAUUCUGCAUCCUGGACGUCUGCGUGGUUCGCUGAAUACUAACUCCACAUGGACUUGACCUCUUAGAAUAACAUGGAUCUGUUUUAAACAGCACUCAGCAGAUCGCUUUCAUUCUUUGCUUUAAUAAGAUGGGAGAAUUUAAUGGCAUGAGGUGGUUUUUGUGAGUGUUUGGAUGUGUAGAAGGAACAAAGCAACAUCACAGGAUCUGUUUUGACCCCCAGUCAGAUGAUGAUCCUUUUGCUGGAUGUAUUUGGAAGCAGGAAAGUGCAACAGACAAGUGUCUUUGCGGACACACUCAGACUUGAUAGAGACGUGUCCAAUGUCUCUACACUGCAAAUGUGUCAGACAUGAAAUGAACCCUUACGUACCUUUUGCUUCAAAUUUGAUGGAAUUAACACCAAUUAAAGCACCCUAAAUGACAGAUUUUAAAGUUGUUUUAUGUAAAUUAUAUUCUGUGAUAGUCGCUUUUUCCAUAUCCAAGAUGUAUAACAACUGAAAGAACACAGUCCCUCUGUUCUCUGGAAUGAUGCACACAAAGUGGAUGUGCAUAUGUAAGAUCUUUGUAAGAUCGGCUGAAUGUUAUUUUAGUACUUGUUUUUAUCUUGUAUGUCUGACAUGCAGUUCUAGCACAGAACUGACACAUUUAUUUAUACAUGUCCAACAAAUAGUUGUAUGUAAAAGUUAAAUGACAAGGACUAUAAAUUGGGCUGCAACUGGAAGUAAGAUGAGCAUCUGUCUAUCGCUUCAUUUUUGUCUAAGUUGUUUUCUGUCUUGUUGAAUUUUUUCAUUUUAUUAAUUACUUUCCUCAUUUUCUUUUAGCUUUUUUUUUCAUGUUUAUGGGGUAUUUUCUUAAAAAAAAACAAACAAACACAUAAAACAGGAAAAAAAAAGCUGGGAGAAAAGCUGGAAAGACAUCCUUUUUAUAUAUCUGUGAAGACAACUUGGAGCAACAUGUGCUCUGCAGUAUCUUAAGUUGCAAUGCUCUUGUUUGGUUACAAUUCGGUUAGCUUUUUAAGUUUUGUUAAUUUUUACUUUACAUAAGUACAUAACUGAGGAUGUUUUUUUACUAUUAUUUUUGAUGCCAUGCCCAAAACAAGUUGUGUUUAGGCAUGGUGUCCAGGAUGUUUACCUCUUUUGUUGCUUUCAAAAUGUCAAGUCAUUGAAAUUUUUGUUUUUUUUACCAGAAUUUCCAAAAAAACUUUUGACAUCAAAUGAAAACAUGUCUACAAAUUAAUGUCAAUUAACUAGAAUAUGUAAUGUAAAAUGAGUGAUUGCAUAAGUAUUCACCCUGUGCAUGGUAAACUGCGUCUGUGGACAGGUCUCCAUCAGACUUGUUUCUGGAUGCUGCAAUUUAACUAUUAUUUGCAAAAGUGUAGGUGUCAGGUUGCACAGGCGUUGGGUUUAAUCAGCCUUUUUCAAUUCCAACCAUAUAUUCUCUAUUGUGUUGAGAGCAAUCAAUCAAAUUUUAUUUACGUAGCACAUCAUAACAAAAUUUGUCUCAUGACACCUUCCAUGUAGAGCUGGUCUAAACCAGACUCUUCAGCCAAAUCUGAUCUGAUCUGGGCUUUGACUUGACCGCUCUGGAACAUUCACUUUGGUACCUUUCUCUGUGUGCUUAGGAUCAUGAUCCUGCUGUACCUCAUGCAGAAUGAAUCAGAUUGUUCUUUUUGAUGUUUUGCAUCCCCACAGCGUGGUGAUGUGUAGUGUCCGCUAAACAGUGUCUGCUCAGAUGACCACAAAGUUCCAUUUUGGUCUCACCAAACCAAAGAACCCAAAGAACCUUCUUCCACAUGCCUUUGGAUGAACUUUAGUUAGAUUUCUUUAACAGUUUCUUCGUCUCUGAAGAAUUCUUUCGUGUUAGUCUGUUCCAUCUCAGCUGUUGAGGCUUUGAACUCCUUCAGAGGAGUCAUGCAGUAGGUGUUGUGGUCGUCUCCCUCACUGUUCUCCAUCUUCACAGUUACUCAGGUUCAGAGGAAGGUUUGCUCUAUGCAGAUUUAAACAUGUAUCAGAUUCUUUCCAUUUCUUAAUGAUGUUUUGUUUUGUUUUUUUUUUUAAAUUCCAGAGGAUGUUUAGUGACUUGGAAGUGUGUUUGUAUCCAUCCCCUUACUUACACUAAAUUUUCCCAGAGUGGUUUGUGGUGUUGUUUGGUCUUCAUGGUGUAAUUGUCUCAAAACCAGUUCCUGGACCCUCCACACACAGAUGUCUUUACACUGACAUACAUACACUCACAUGAUCUGCAUUUCACUAGUUGUGAGUUUAGGUGUUCCAGCUAACUGGGCCCCUGUUGAAUUAGGUCACAUACUAUCAGGGAGAUGAAUAUUUAUUCAAUCACUCAUUUACAUUAUUGUUUAAAUUUUUUGGUAAGAAAUUCAGAUUUUACGUUAAUGAGUUUUUUGUAAAUUCUGGUCCAAAAAAUAAACUAUAUUGACUGUGAUUCCAUUCAUAGAAUAAUAAAAGGUGAAACCAUCCAAGGGCAUGAAUAUUUUUCAUGAGCCCUGUCAGUGAUUAGCUGGACACAUUCUACAUAAGUAGUCCUCUCUUGGGUACAAGGUCCAACAUGAGCACAAUCUUUGUCCCUCAUUUGGUUCAUUAAGACCUGGUCUUUUUGCGUUGAAAUUAGUGAAUUAAAAAUCAAAACGGGCUGAAUUGCCUUCGUUUAAAAUAAGGUAUUGUUUAUGAA